AUGGCGCGAGGCGGCAGGAGUGUGGGGCGCCCCGCGGCGGCACCGGCAGCGGCCCCCGCCAGCCCGGCCCCAGCGGCCCCGGUGCCGGCGGCGCAGCCGGCGCAGCCCGGGCUGAUGGCGCAGAUGGCGAGCACGGCGGCGGGCGUGGCCGUGGGCUCGGCCGUGGGACACGUCGUGGGCAGCGCCCUCACCGGCGCCUUCAGCGGCGGCUCCUCCGAACCGGCCAAGCCCGUGUACCAGCAGUCGCCCUACGGACCUUGCCACUAUGAGAUGAAGCAGUUCCUGGAAUGUGCUACCAACCAGAGAGACCUGACCUUGUGCGAGGGCUUCAACGAGGCUCUGAAGCAGUGCAAGUAUAGCAACGGUGUUUCUUCUCUCCUGUGAAGAAUCUGCCCCCUUGUAGGGAAAGAGGAGCCUGGUGUAGAGCCUUGCUGCCCGCAGGGAUGAGCGGAUGAGCUGGAUGGAACAGGCUGAUCAGACAGGAGUCUUUUAGUGGUAAUUCACUUCUGGACUAGUAGGGAAGGAAAGGGUUGGUUGGACCUGUGGGACUUUGGAAUUCAGAUAGUGCUGUAUUUAUUACAGAGAAAUAAAGGAGUUUAUUUGGACCUA
Gavia stellata (red-throated loon) is the source of this 609-nucleotide messenger RNA. It is a transcript of the gene CHCHD10, whose product is annotated as coiled-coil-helix-coiled-coil-helix domain containing 10. Lineage: Eukaryota; Metazoa; Chordata; Aves; Gaviiformes; Gaviidae. The transcript is spliced from 4 exons. Gene Ontology annotation, cellular component: mitochondrion; nucleus. The coding region runs from base 1 to 384 and encodes 127 amino acids. Gene Ontology annotation, biological process: mitochondrion organization. The record is from RefSeq and is a predicted model, not a curated record.